CACCUCCAUCCUCCUAUCAAUUUCGUCCGUUGCCUUUGUGCUCCCACCACAAUCAAAGCUUCCAUUUUUUGCAGUAGCCAUAAACGGAAGUGACACUCCAGCUGCUGCCAAUCCCAUGGAUGAGCUCGUCUCCUCCAGCAGCUCUCCCUCCACCGCCCCCAUCUUCUCCCCCGCCGGCAACCUCCUGGAGCUCGACUUCGUGUCCUGCGACGUCCCGGACCAAUGGAUGGGGGGCCAAGACUGGCUUGACGAGCCCCUGGACCUGGAUGGCGCCGCGUGGGCCGACGAGGCGGGCUCGGGCGGCUCCGCGUCGGCGGGCAACGCCGACGUGUCCGGCGAGCCGCCGCCCGCGCCGAAGCGGCAGCGCGGCCGGAAGCCCGGGCCCCGGACCAACGGCCCCGUCAUCAGCCACGUGGAGGCCGAGCGGCAGCGGCGGGACAAGCUGAACCGCCGCUUCUGCGAGCUCCGGGCCGCCGUGCCCACCGUGUCCCGGAUGGACAAGGCGUCCCUCCUCGCCGACGCCGCCGCCUACAUCGCCGAGCUGCGCGACCGCGUGGAGCAGCUCGAGGCCGAGGCGAAGCAGGCCUCCGCUGCCACCACGGUGGCGGCGGCCGCCCAUCCGUUCGCCGGCGGCGGCCUCGAGGAGAAUCUGGAGGUGCGGAUGCUCGGGCGGGAGGCGGCGGCGCUGCGCCUGACGUCGGCGGCGCGCCACGCCCCCGCGCGCCUCAUGCUCGCGCUCCGGUCGCUGGACCUGGCCGUGCAGCACGCGUGCGUGUGCCGCGUGGGCAGCACCACCGUGCAGGACGCCGUCGUCGACGUGCCCGCCACGCUGCGGGACGAGCGCGGCCUCCGCGCCGCGCUGCUCCACAAGCUGCAGCGGAGCGUCUAAGCUAGCCCCGUUGCCGAAACGAAGGUUUGAGCUCAUCUGCUCCGUCGCCAGAUCAAGCUCGCUGCACGUACUCCUCGUGUUUCGUGGCCGGCCGCCGGCGUGGACAUACACAUACUCCGGCGGCGAAUCAAGACGGCUACAUGUCAUCCCUUGCCUGUUUCUUCGAUUCUCUUUACUACUGAUGUCAUUGGCGUCCAUGUUUGCACAUACAUAGUGCUGGUUUUUUGUUCCUGGACAUGGUUCUUCGCUUCUUUUGAGGAUGGCAGCAUACUAGUCACUAUUGUUUAUGUAGUGUGAAGUGUUGUUCCAAUUCCUCAGCAUAUCCAUGUACAUGUCAAUCAUUAAUAUGAAUUCUCAAUGGCAACAUAUGCUGCAAAGGGGUGCGGUUCUGAUUUGUUUCAUUAGAUAUAUAUGUGAAUUUUACAAGUCUGAGAUUUGUUCACGCUUGUAGUGGAUUUAAAUUUGAAAAGAGAAUCACAAUGUUAUACAUAUGUGUAGGCCUUUUUGCACAGGAUUCA
Molecule: messenger RNA, 1407 nt
Organism: Setaria italica (foxtail millet)
Lineage: Eukaryota; Viridiplantae; Streptophyta; Magnoliopsida; Poales; Poaceae
Product: transcription factor bHLH14
Exons: 1
Coding region: 116-889 (257 amino acids)
Biological process (GO): regulation of DNA-templated transcription
Cellular component (GO): nucleus
Molecular function (GO): DNA-binding transcription factor activity; protein dimerization activity; transcription cis-regulatory region binding
Source: RefSeq, a predicted model, not a curated record